UGCCUUGCAUUAUUUUUAUCAUGGUGUCAGUAAAAUGGCGGCUAUGCCAAGCUGCUCUGGCUCCUGUGCGCUUCAAAGAAGCCUAAACAAACUCCUGACGACUCCAUCUGGGUCUUUCAGAGUCAAAACCCAAGCUGAGCCGCUGUAUUUUGUUUCUCUUGAGCGCUACGGAAGAGACCCGAAUUUCGCCGUCCGUUUCCCGGAAAGCAUUUCUGUUUCGGACAGUCUGUAUGAUGCUACUGUUACUGACGGAGACUGCAGAGUCAGAGUGUCUCUAGAGCCCAGUCUGAACGCACAGAUACACAGAAAUAAACUCUGCUGUGGCAGUGUGGUGAGAAACGUUGUGUUCUCUGCUAGUGGCGAAGGGGACUGCAGGACAUUUCACAUCUGUAGCCUCGAUGUGGACACUUCAGGCGGGAGCGACGCAGCUCUCCUCUCCCUGGCCUCUGUUCAUGUGGACUCACUGCCGUGGGUGAUGGCCGAGGAACCCAGCCUCGUCCCGCUCAGAGCCCACAGGAGCACUUACCUCCCCCUGUGGAAUAAUCAUGAUUUCUGCGGGGAAACAUGGCGGCACAUGCCUCCAUCUGAGACUGGCGCAGAGGACUCGGAGGAAGAGGAUGUGGUGGAAGAUGUACAGCCGGUAGUGUCUCUAGCAGAGCUCCAUCGGCGCUUCCUGAGUGGCUCACUACGUCGCAGAGGAGCUCUGUGCGUGCGGGUUCUGCACAAAUCCAGACUGAUGUAUUAUGGGAAAGCAGAGCAGAGCUGUGAAUGCCCGUACAAGGCCGAGCUACAGGUCGCUGACGGCUCCAUGAGUGUGUGCGUGGUGCUGUGGAACAGCAUAUGCUUAGACUGGUACCGUUGCCUGCAGCCUGGUCAGGUUUUAAGACUGUGUCGGUACAGAGUGAAGGACAGCUACAGCAGCCGGAGCGGACAAGAUGCAGAACCAAAUAUUGAGAUCAGUCUAAACUCCAGAAAUCCUACAGCUAAAGUCACCAUCAUUCCAAAACAGCAAGUUUCACCUGAGUGGGGUUUACCAGACCUGCCACAUAACUUCCUCACCGGACAUGAUCUACAAAGUUCUCCUGACAGCACCAUCUGCGACGUUAUCGGCGUGGUUGUUUUUGCGGGCCGACAAGAACGUAUCAGGAGUAAGGAUGGACGGAGGUCAGAAUUUGAAGAGUACCGGUGGCUCCGGUUGGAAGAUGGGACCACAGAUCAACCAAUCACCAUUAAGCUUUUUUCGACAUCACAGCCAGACAUCCAAAGCCAAAUCCAACCAAUGGCACUGGUUGUCUGUACUAGGCUCAAGCUAUUAAGGAGUACAGUUGGCAGUGCUACAACUUUUGAGUAUUUGAGCAAUACUUCAUUUACCCAGGUGUACUGCACAGGCACCGGCUCCCACCACGCUAUGCCAUACAGAGGGAUCCGUCCAGUCCGACAAUUCCUGCAGUGGUUGAAACAAGUGGACGAGGGCAACAUGCUGGACAGGGUUGUGAUUGGAGGAUACUUCAGCUACCCACCCCUGCCUGUUUCUCUACAAAGCUUUAUGGAAAACCGACGCGGUGAGGCAGGCCUGAUCAGUGGAGGAGAAAUGAAGCUCCAGUGUGACAGGCUACAUUACAGAGAGAGACAACGCUUUGUUGUUCAGUGCACUAUCACUGCAGCCUGCUACCACUGCAGACAGGAUAUGAGGGCGAUGCAGAAUUCAGACCCACUAACAGCUCAACUUAGUCCUAGAGCGCCCAGACAAAGAGAAGGGUCAGACCCUUUUAAAACUCCAACAAAAAGGAAAUUGCUCUUUACCGCUGCUUCUUCUAGCAGCAGCUCCAGAAAGAGGUUGGCAUCACCUUUUCAUCGAACAUCAACAGAGGAGGAUGCAGAGAACGAUUUCUCUAUGUUUGAUGGAGCUAUGGAAUUUCUGGUUGGAAAUGACGACGAUGAUUAUGAAGACGAUGAUGACGAAGAUUUCUCCAUGCCACCCAGUAGCCCUAUGCAGUCCCACAUUGGUAUGCCUCAUGUCGCCCUUGAGACAUUACCGUGGAGCUUCUGUUAUGAACGACGGCACGUCCAAGCAGCAGCUGUGGGAAUGCAGACCAACAGUUUCCACAGACUCCUCCCACGCAGAGAGCUGGAGUCCUUUAGCCCUGCCCAUUGUUACACUGGUUACUUCACCUUAAAAAUGAGAGUUUUAUCAGAUGGAGUGAUGCUGGAUGUCAUCUUCUUCCCUGCCACUCCUGGGACCUUGCACUGGAAGCCCCUACCCGUGACACACGACAACACAUGGGAGUCUGUCCUUUCACAUGGUGGCUUCUCUUCACAUGCUCCACCCCCAAGCCCAGCUGAUUUGAUUGCCACUGCAGCACAGCUGACGAAUCGGAGGCUGGUGUGUGUGCUGGAGGCUUGUGCGCUAGGUGGAGACAAUGUGGAGCUCAUCCUGAACCGUGCUUUUCCUCUAAGGAGCUGACUGCACACGACUACAAAGCUGAGAUUUCUUUUUAUUGAAUUUAUUUAUUGCACAGAGCCAGUGCAUCACACAUACAUUUCUGCUUUUUUGUAUUGGACAUUCUUGGUUUUGUAACUAUAUAAAAUAUAAAUGUUUUAUUCUUGAACGACAAGCUUUUCCUGUAUGGGUGUGUAGUAUUCUCAAAUCCAGCAGUUUCAUUCAAAAUGUGUGUAUAUAUAAAUGUAGAUCAAAUAAAUGUGAUUUUUUUUUUUUAAAUAAAUUAUAAGUAUUGAUUCUGUUUUCUGUUGAAAACAGAAAAGUGUGGAAUAAUCCACCACAUUUUUGCACAGCUUGCUGUCUACUGACUUAACAGUGAUAUUGCUAAUGUCUGUAAAGUACAAACUAAUGGCAAAAAUGACCUGAGGUGUUAUUGUAUAUUUCUAAGCUACCUUUUUUAAGCUACUUUUUUAUUUGACAAACUCAUAUGCCUUUGUAUACUACAUAUAUUUUAGUCAUUUCGUAUCGUUAUUUAAAUUAUAUAAUAUAAUUUAUAUCUUCACUGAAAGCCCCCUGUACAAAAAACAUCGUCUUUUUUUUUUUUUUUUGAUCAGGGAGUUUGUAUUGUAAUGUUUGACUUCACAGCACCUUAAUAACAGCCAUACAUGUCUUCACAUAAACUGUUGAUUAUCAGCAGCUCUUUGAAAUAAAAGAAUGUUUCUACA
Molecule: messenger RNA, 3165 nt
Organism: Ictalurus punctatus (channel catfish)
Lineage: Eukaryota; Metazoa; Chordata; Actinopteri; Siluriformes; Ictaluridae
Product: RPA-related protein RADX
Exons: 15
Coding region: 35-2464 (809 amino acids)
Biological process (GO): regulation of DNA repair
Cellular component (GO): replication fork
Molecular function (GO): single-stranded DNA binding
Source: RefSeq, a predicted model, not a curated record